GUUUGGUGUGAAGCUCGCGCUCACUACUUACUCUAGCACUGCUCACUUUCCACGUGGGACUUUAUCUUGAGCAGGUCAUUACUACCUUGUCUGUGUAGUACAUUGGAUCAACCAGUUGUGUAUGGAGUAGAUGACCAGAUUUCUCGCUUGGAUAAAUAUCACAGAGUUCAAUCACCAUUAAAUGUCCAUGCAAUACAGCGUGUGUGGAACAAAGGAACAUAGCGAAUAGAGGAGGGGCGCUUGCUUGAGACCUACUUGGAAUAAUGUGAGAGAUUUCGUUUGACCAGAGGACACUGUCCAGGAUUUGAGAACCAAGUCUCAGACCAAUGAAUCCAAGCUUGGGUGCUUGAUUAAUUCCUCUGUAGCCCAUCCUCAAUGUACGAUGGAGAGAGAACUGCUUUUGGAUUGUGGGUAGCCGAGAAGGAGGGAGAGAAGAGGUGAAAGUCCUUGUGGACAGCGUGACAUCUUCAGCUGUUCUGUCUCUUAGUCAAGACUUUUUGGUGGACAGCGUGACAUCUUCAGCUGUUCUGUCUCUUAGUCAAGACUUUUUGGUGGACAGCGUGACAUCUUCAGCUGUUCUGUGACAGCGUGACAUCUUCAGCUGUUCUGUCUCUUAGUCAAGACUUUUUGGUGGACAGCGUGACAUCUUCAGCUGUUCUGUGACAGCGUGACAUCUUCAGCUGUUCUGUCUCUUAGUCAAGACUUUUUGGUGGACAGCGUGACAUCUUCAGCUGUUCUGUCUCUUAGUCAAGACUUUUUGGUGGACAGCGUGACAUCUUCAGCUGUUCUGUCUCUUAGUCAAGACUUUUUGGUGGACAGCGUGACAUCUUCAGCUGUUCUGUCUCUUAGUCAAGACUUUUUGGACAUUAAGGGAAGAAGGAUUCUAAAAGUGAUCUAUUCACCAGGUACGGCAGUGGACGAUGCCUAUGUCCAAUUCAAGUGAAUUUGUGCUAAAGGUCUGCCAUGUGUUGCUGCUGUUGUUGUUGGUUCCCCAACGCCGCCUAGCUAAGUUACACUUCCAGAACACCAAACAAGAUGCCAAGAAUGAACUAAACACCUUUACCAAUUCCUAUCUCAUAAUGCCAGACUUAGAGAUUAGUUAUUACCUGUUGAGAAACAGAGAGAGGAAAUUGUUAUUUAGGUUGGACGAAUCGGAUGAAGUGAGUUAUUUCAGUUUAACUGUAACUGCCUGCGGUGUUCAGGUCAAGUGGACGUUUGGUUAUCAAAUAUCAAGUACUAAUGAUUAUCCGUCGCCAGGGAAACUCACUGAGCUCUACAGAUAUGAAGGUGAAGGGAGACAAACCUAUAAUCAAGACAACCCUGCCAAGGCUGUCUAUCAGUUACUUAUUACUUCCCUUGAAAACGAUUCCUAUGUUAGGGUCUACCUGUCCUACGAUCAACUUUCCAUUUAUCCAAGCCUGCCACUUGACCCAAGAGUCCAUGUGUCCACCAACAACUCUUUACUCACUUUAAAUUGGCCACCGGCGGGCAGGCUAAAUGGACAGCCAAUUGAAUAUUGCUUGACAAUUAAUAGAGUGAAAAAUUUACCUACAUAUUGUGGUGCCAUGGCUUACCUGAGAGGCGACAAAAAACCUCGGCUUAUGUGGACUGAGCAUCUAGAACAAAGCUACUUAGAGAACCUGCACAAGGACGCCAGACCGUUAAAGAAAUGGGGAGGUAAUAAGCUGUUUCAUCAGUGUGUCAAUAACAAAACGUCCUUCACCUACGGCAAAGCCAGACGCGGGAAGACGUACUUCGUGGACGUGUACCUGAUUGGCAGACGAGACGCUGAACAAAAAGUCUCAAGUGCUUACAUCGGCACCAUGGUCAAAAUCAGAAGAAUCAAGAAUACGUCUACACUGCGUAUAAUGCUUGGUGAGACCAGAACAAUCAAACUCAAGUAUCACCACAAAGUGGUGCUUCAUCUGAACACAACUGUAAGCAAGCUAGCUAUCGAGGUGAUGCCAUGUGAGGGUAAAGUUCCAUUUACAAUCUAUCACAAUGGCAGGAGAAUCCAGAGAAAGACGUUAGUGAAACGUUGGCAUAGGCGACUUCUGCAGACCGCCCAGCCGGGUACGUAUAUCUUGUCAUUCCCUAGUUUGAAGAAAAAAACUUUUGUGACGAUUUCCAUUAAGGCAAACUCCACCAGGUCAAAGCUGGUCUUGCCGAGGACAUUUUUGAUCAAAGCUUCCCGCAAAACGAGGUCAUGCUCCAGCGUCAUGCUUGAAUGGACAGUGGCGUCUGUCAAGCAGAAGUAUUGUGUCUAUAAACGGGAAAUCAAACAACAUGAUUUGUUACGUCGCCGUUGCAUGAACGCAGAUAAACGUCCAGCCAAUGAGCGUGUAUCAUGUAUCUAUUCAAACAGUACCACGUUGGACACUGGUCAGAAGAUGUUUUACAAUGUCCAAGACUUGAAACAGGCGACACGCUAUCGCUUUGAUGUAUUUUUAAGUCGUGGCCAGUCGGCUUCCAUGUCCUACAAGAGUGUAACGGUCAAAACAAAACGCUGUAACAGUUCCAAAGGAUUAACAAAGUCUUAAGGACUAAACAUAUUGUGUCCCUUCAAAAGAAAAAGAAUAUAUUCCUGUCUGAUGGUGUCUUGAUGGAGAUGUUACUAAAGAACAGUGUAUAGCAUCUGAACAGCUCAGUUGACUGACCUAUAGAUCUGUGGUAUAAUUUAUACAUAUUUUGAUAUCUGUGUUCAUUGUUACCAGUGAAUGUUGCUGUCUAUGUUAAAAACUCAUCAUUUCUAUAUCUUCUGGAAAGGAGAGUGAUGGUCUAUGUUUAUACAUGAGUAUGAAAGUAUCCGCAUAAAUCUACAUGAAAACAAAAAUAUACUUGUAUCCAAUGCGAUUGUGAAGAAUUCAAAUACGAACAUUGUUGACAGUUUGCAUUAGAUUUGCCAAAAUAUAAUUAUGUCUGACGUAGGCCUUUUUUUAAUGUUGGCCGAUUCUUUUUAAUCUAGUAAAUAAUUUAGCAAUGAAUCAUGUGCCUGACUUUGUGUACGAUUUAGACGAGUUUCAGUCGCAUUGUUCGAUUUUUUUAAAGAUUCUUACAAUAAUGCAAACAUUAGCACACGUUUAAUGAUACUACCAACAUUAGCACACUUUUAAAGAUACUACCAAGAUAAGCUUCUUAGACUUUGGGAAUAUUAACUAGGAUAAUCCCUCCGGCAGCUUCGCAAAUGAGUUGGUGCUGAAUAUAAUGCGAAGCAUUCCGUUGGAUCACAUCAGUAAGGUCGAAAGAAGGACAAUGACGCAGUGGCCACCCAUGACCCCUUAAUCUAAGGCCUAGAAAUGAGCCCGGAGAGAAAACUUAGGUGUUGCUGCAAAGCGGUUAAAGAUACUAACAGCAUUAGCACAACUUUAAAGAUACUAUUAACAUUAGGAAGAAACUAAAGAUACCUUGUCACAAAACUGACUAUUUUAUCAAUAUUUGUUCACAUACUACCAACAAUGCUACCUAUCCCAUGAGUCAUUGAAAUGGCCCUCACAACAUCAAAAUAACUUUUAUCUGUUAAAUACCUCCUUGAAUACCGUAUGUUAAAAGUUGUAACACAUUUAAAAAGACUGAGGUGGUUCAAAGUCACUGACAAAAGUUAACAGAAAUAAACAGUUGGACUUUAAAUCUUUUUUUCAAGCUGUAAAGCUUUUUAAAUUGAACAGAAGUUGUCAACAUAAUGAAAACUAUUUGAAGUUUUCAAAUGACGUCAAAGAGAAGAAGACGAGAGACUCUAUUCUAGCUGAAAUGAAAUCAAAGAGAAGGGAACGAGAGACUCUAUUCUAGCUGAAAUUAAAUCAAAGAGAAUAGAACGAGAGACUCUAUUCUAGCUGAAAUGAAAUCAAAGAGAAGAAGACGAGAGACUCUAUUCUAGCUGAAAUGAAAUCAAAGAGAAGAAGACGAGAGACUCUAUUCUAGCUGAAAUUAAAUCAAAGAGAAUAGAACGAGAGACUCUAUUCUAGCUGAAAUGAAAUCAAAGGAAAGGGAACGAGACUCUAUUCUAGCUGAAAUGAAAUCAAAGAGAAGGGAACGAGAGACUCUAUUCUAGCUGAAAUGAAAUCAAAGAGAAUAGAACGAGAGACUCUAUUCUAGCUGAAAUGAAAUCAAAGAGUAGAAGACGAGAGACUCUAUUCUAGCUGAAAUGAAAUCAAAGAGAAGGGAACGAGAGACUCUAUUCUAGCUGAAAUUAAAUCAAAGAGAAUAGAACGAGAGACUCUAUUCUAGCUGAAAUGAAAUCAAAGGAAAGGGAACGAGACUCUAUUCUAGCUGAAAUGAAAUCAAAGAGAAGAAGACGAGAGACUCUAUUCUAGCUGAAAUUAAAUCAAAGAGAAUAGAACGAGAGACUCUAUUCUAGCUGAAAUGAAAUCAAAGAGAAGGGAACGAGAGACUCUAUUCUAGCUGAAAUGAAAUCAAAGAGAAGCUGAAAUGAAGUCAAAGAAAAGACACGAGAGACUCUAUUCUAGCUGAAAUGAAGUCAAAGGAAAGGGAACGAGAGACUCUAUUCUAGCUGAAAUGAAGUCAAAGAGAAGGGAACGAGAGACUCUAUUCUAGCUGAAAUGAAGUCAAAGGAAAGGGAACGAGAGACUCUAUUCUAGCUGAAAUGAAGUCAAAGAGAAGGGAACGAGAGACUCUAUUCUAGCUGAAAUGAAGUCAAAGAAAAGGGAACGAGAGACUCUAUUCUAGCUGAAAUGAAGUCAAAGAGAAGGGAGCGAGAGACUCUAUUCUAGCUGAAAUGAAAUCAAAGAGAAUGUGACGAGGCAUAGUAUGGCUAAAAGAACACACAACACAAUCUCUAACAUUUCGUGAACACGAGCACAUACAUACGAGUAACAAGCACAUGUAAACAUAAGAAUGACAACCGACACAGCAAAUAAUUUUCAUUACCAGCAAUGUUGGAUAUUAGUCGUAUUUUGUGUUUUGCUUGCAUGCCAUAUGCUGUGAAAGUCUUGUCUUUGCACAUCAGCAAGUCAGCUAUCUCUUCUUCUCUUCCUACCAGACCAUCUAGGACGUCCACAAAGGGCAAGUUAGUAAUUUGUUUUCAUCCAAUGCUUAUAAUAUCUUCGUAACCUUCGAAAGCAUUUUCCAUUAUCCUUUCAAGGAAGAUAUUGAAAAGAGUUGGUGAAAGUAAGCAGCUUUGGUCAAGAAAUUAACCUCACAGUUAGAUUUAGAAAUGAAGAUUGGCAGUUAAAAAUGUGCAUUGACUUAUAACUACAUAGUCUAAUCCAUUGUCUAAAGAGUUUACGGACUGAUAAGUAGUAUGUUAGACACACUGUAGCUUGUAGGCAACUCGUGUGUCAGACACAGUGCAGCUUACAAACAACUCAAGUGUCAGACACAGUGCAGCUUACAAACAACUCAAGUGUCAGACACAGUACAGCUUACAAGCAACUCAUGUGUCAGACACAGUGCAGCUUACAAGCAACUCAUGUGUCAGACACAGUACAGCUUACAAGCAACUCAUGUGUCAGACACAGUGCAGCUUACAAACAACUCAUGUGUCAGACACAGUACAGCUUACAAGCAACUCAUGUGUCAGACACAGUGCAGCUUACAAGCAACUCAUGUGUCAGACACAGUGCAGCUUACAAGCAACUCAUGUGUCAGACACAGUGCAGCUUACAAGCAACUCGUGUGUCAGACACAGUGGAGCUUACAAGCAACUCAUGUGUCAGACACACUUCAACAAGGAGAAAGUGGUGUUGAACCACGUCUAUUUUUCCACAUCUUAUGUCCUUGCCAUCUCUAUUGUGUUUCUAUUGCUAUAGCCACGUUUCAUUGCUUUAAGAUGGAUGUGUGGACUUGACAUCAAUGGAUGUGUGGACUUGACAUCAAUGGAUGUGUGGACUUGACAUCAAAACUAAGUGGAAACGGAAGAGAACAAUCAAAACAGCAGGAUUGAGUAUCCAAUACGUUGCACAAUCGAUUGAGUAUCCAAUACGUUGCACAAUCGAUUGAGCAUCCAAUACGUUGCACAAUCGAUUGAGUAUCCAAUUUGUUGCACAAUUGAUUAAGUAUCCAACUCGUGGCACAAUCGAUUGAUUAUCCAACUCGUGGCACAAUUGAUUGAGUAUCCAAUUCGUUGCACAAAUGAUUGAGUAUCCAAUUCGUUGCACAAUCGAUUGAGUAUCCAACUCGUGACACAAUCGAUUGAGUAUCCAAUUUGUUGCACAAUCGAUUGAGUAUCCAACUCGUGACACAAUCGAUUGAGUAUCCAACUCGUGACACAAUCGAUUGAGUAUCCAACUCGUGACACAAUCGAUUGAGUAUCCAACUCGUGACACAAUCGAUUGAGUAUCCAACUCGUGGUACAAUCGAUUGAGUAUCCAACUCGUGACACAAUCGAUUGAGUAUCCGACUCGUGACACAAUCGAUUGAGUAUCCGACUCGUGACACAAUCGAUUGAGUAUCCAACUCGUGGUACAAUCGAUUGAGUAUCCGACUCGUGGUACAAUCGAUUGAGUAUCCAAGUCGUGACACAAUCGAUUGAGUAUCCAACUCGUGACACAAUCGAUUGAGUAUCCAACUCGUGACACAAUCGAUUGAGUAUCCAACUCGUGACACAAUCGAUUGAGUAUUCAACUCGUGACACAAUCGAUUGAGUAUCCAACUCGUGACACAAUCGAUUGAGUAUCCAACUCGUGGUACAAUCGAUUGAGUAUCCAACUCGUGGUACAAUCGAUUGAGUAUCCAACUCGUGGUACAAUCGAUUGAGUAUCCAAGUCGUGACACAAUCGAUUGAGUAUCCAACUCGUGACACAAUCGAUUGAGUAUCCAACUCGUGACACAAUCGAUUGAGUAUUCAACUCGUGACACAAUCGAUUGAGUAUCCAACUCGUGACACAAUCGAUUGAGUAUCCAAGUCGUGACACAAUCGAUUGAGUAUCCAACUCGUGACACAAUCGAUUGAGUAUCCAACUCGUGACACGAUCGAUUGAGUAUCCAACUCGUGGUACAAUCGAUUGAGUAUCCAACUCGUGGUACAAUCGAAAUAUUUCUUGUAGAGCAUUUUAGUUUCCAUUCCCCCCCCCCCAAAAAAAAAAAUGUUCAAGGCUAGAAAGAUGCUGUAGAUUUACAACACAAUUGUUCGCAAUGCACUUUUAAAAUAGGAAAGAAAGUUUGUGUGAGAGAGGAAACACUAACACCUCCACCACGUAGCCCUGCACUUCCGCUCUAGUAGAUAAGAAUGAAGUGAUCAAGUGACGAUAAGAAAGAAGUGAUCAAGUGACGUUAAGAAAGAAGUGAUCAAGUGACGAUAAGAAAGAACUGAUCAAGUGUCGAUAAGAGAGAAGUGAUCAAGUGAUGAUAAGAAAGAAGUGAUCAAGUGACGAUAAGAAAGAAGUGAUCAAGUGAUGAUAAGAAAGAAGUGAUCAAGUGACGAUAAGAAAGAAGUGAUCAAGUGAUGAUAAGAAAGAAGUGAUCAAGUGAUGAUAAGAAAGAAGUGAUCAAGUGAUGAUAAGAAAGAAGUGAUCAAGUGUCGAUAAGAGAGAAGUGAUCAAGUGAUGAUAAGAAAGAAGUGAUCAAGUGACGAUAAGAAAGAAGUGAUCAAGUGACGUUUACUUGGACAAGAAUCAAUGGCUAUGUGUUAGGGCAUAACCUUUUAGACAAUGCCUUGAUGACCAUGCUAACAUAGACAGAAACAUUGUCAUAUGAUAAAUUUUGAUAAUGAUCCAGAAUUUAAUGGACCAGCUGGUGUACUGCCAAGUAUUCAACUGUUCUCAAAGUAGUCAUGUGUGCAGGGACUAAAUUUGGUUUUAGCCGAAGGAAAUUAAAAUCACAGAAUUACCUCGACACCAAAAGAAAAUUGUUACACUUCUCAUAUUGUGUUGUGACGUCUCUAAUAUUUUAUUUUUUUUUUCUCCGGUGUGUUUAUAUGAUUACACAUUCGUACUACAUUUGACAUUACUUUGACAUGUCUGUCUAUUUUCAUUAUGUUCGUAACUCAGUUGAAGUGUCUGAGUUAGGACGCAAUCUUUUUGUAUUUAUUGUAUUUAUUAUUUCAUUGGAAAUGCUUUUCUUGUUCAUAAAUGUAAACUUGAAUCAAGUAUCAGUAUUGCCUAAAUUAAACAUCUUGUCACUAGAUCACCAACCGUAUGUACAAGAUACGUAAGCUACACACACACACAGACUCCAAACAAAAACUGUGGCUUCAAAUGACACUGUUUUUAAACGUCAAGAUUAGAGUUUCCAGAUUAUUUUGUUUUGCUUUAAGAAAAACAAAAAUCGAAGGUGUUUAACAGUUUCCCAAUCAAUAAAUCUCUACAAUUUAAUCAAGUAAACACAGAAAUUAAACAUAGACAAUAAAUUUUACAUUUCGAUUUUGGACAAACGGAUCAAUUGUAAACAUCAUACAAAUACAGACUUACAGAAACAAGAUUUCGAUAGUCUUAAAGAGUGUCUAUGUCAAAAUUCAGAAGAAAAUCAUUUUGGUUAAACGUUUGUCAUUAGGCCUACACAUCUAGUUAGCAACAUUGAGUUCACGUCAUGGGGUGCGGAUAUUUUCAGCCUUGUUUUUAGACUAGGGCUAGGCUACUAGAUCUGUACAUGGCUGAAAUGUUUUGUCAAACAAUAAUCUGUUGCAUUGGUUCAAAUUUCACUUUUUUUUUUAUCUCGAGAUAAGAUCUUCAUUCUCCAAAAUAAAAUAAUCGUCUGUUUA
Biomphalaria glabrata is the source of this 8653-nucleotide messenger RNA. Its product is annotated as protein NDNF-like. The coding region runs from base 921 to 2540 and encodes 539 amino acids. The transcript has 5 exons. The record is from RefSeq and is a predicted model, not a curated record. NCBI's taxonomy places the organism in Eukaryota, Metazoa, Mollusca, Gastropoda, Planorbidae.